Tarenaya hassleriana is the source of this 1510-nucleotide messenger RNA. RefSeq lists its product as uncharacterized. Lineage: Eukaryota; Viridiplantae; Streptophyta; Magnoliopsida; Brassicales; Cleomaceae. The record is from RefSeq and is a predicted model, not a curated record. The transcript has 4 exons. The coding region runs from base 286 to 1392 and encodes 368 amino acids.
UAGAAAAUGGACAAAGUCAAGAUUUUUCUGCAUCAAUUGAACCCCCUGUUCUUGUUCACAAACCCUAAAGUGAACAUCAGGGUUCAUCUUGAGGAGCAGGGGUUAUCCGAUUGAGAUGAAUACAGAUUCCGAAGAAGGAAUACCCACCUCAAAAUUUAGAAACUACGUUGUUUUUUGAGGUCAGUUCACGUAUCGUUCCUCUUGCUGCGAAAACAAUAAUUUAGAUCCUGAUUUGAGAAGAAUCGGGAUCCUCCGGUGGAUUUUUGAGCUGAAUUGAUCUUUAAGAUGGAGAAAAGUUCCAUUCUGUUCGUGGGUCUUGCUUUGAUUUUUGUAGCUGUCAAUUGUUCUUCCGCUGACACUGAGGUGGAUGAAAAGGCAAAAGUUAUUUCAAGCUCGAUCUCAGAUUUGAAUUCCACUGAUACCAGACUUGGUGGGUCCGAAUUGGUUACCAAUGAUACUACCAAUGCCAAGAAAACAGAUGAUUCCGUUAAUAUGGAGGAUAAGCAAUGGCAUUCGACGGGAAAUGAUGAUAUCAGGAAGGGAAAGGAGGAAUUGGAUGAUGCAUCAUCAAAGGCAAACUAUGGAGAGAAGCGGGCAAAUGAUGAAAUGGGUAGUGAGGAUAUGAACACCUCAUCAAGGAAGAAAGAGGGCUUUCAUGGGGAAGAAUGUGACCCAUCUAAUAUGUGCACCAAUGAGGAAGAUCAUUUCGUUGCUUGUUUGCGAGUUCCAGGAAAUGAUUCGCCUCGUCUCUCACUCUUGAUCCAGAACAAAGGCAAAAGUCCCCUGCUUGUAACUAUAUCUGCUCCGGCUUUUGUCCGGUUGGAGAAGAGCAAAGUUCAGCUCCUGAAAAACGAAGACAAGAAGGUGAAGGUUUCUAUCAAAGGCCAAGAAUCCAGUGAUAAAGCAAUCGUUCUGACUGCUGGUAAAGGAAAAUGCAGACUCGAUUUGAAGGAAUUAUCUGCAGAGGAUGCUGCUGGAAACGAUGACUCGGUCACUGACACUGUUUCUCGCUUCUCGAUCGCAAACUUCCGGUCACAAACCCUAAUCGUCGUCAUCUUCUUCAUCGUCGUGUGUGGCCUCGUACUCGUCCCAGCGUUCAUCCAUUUCUACAGGAAGAAGAACAAGUGGAUAGGGAACAAAUACCAGAGGCUUGAGGAAGAGCUCCCAGUGUCUACUAGCAAAGGGUCGAAAGCCGACAAGGAAACAGACACAGAAACAGAAGGUGGGUGGAACAACGAUUGGGGAGAUGAUUGGGACGAUGGCGACGGUGAUGGUGAUGGUGACGGUGAUGAUGAAGAAGCUCCCAAAACGCCAUUGAUGCCUCUCACUCCCUCUGUUUCUUCCAGAGGGCUGGCCUCCAGAAAACUCUACAAGGAGGGCUGGAAAGAUUAAAAUUCUCCGACAUUUAUUAUUUUGCCCCCUUUUUUAUACUGUUUCUUCCAUUUUUGCAUUAUUUCAAGAUAUCGGAUAAUUUAAAGUUACAAGGCAAAUAUAUUUUGAUGUGGCUGUC